AUGCCGAUGCUGUACAACACUCGCUACAGCUCGCGGAGGCGGGUGACGGUCAUGAUCUCGGUGGUGUGGGUGCUCUCUUUUGCCAUAUCGUGUCCCCUGUUGUUUGGCCUAAACAACACAGCCACACGUGAUGACACUCAAUGUGUGAUCGCCAACCCGACGUUCGUGGUGUACUCCUCCAUCGUGUCUUUUUACGUCCCCUUUAUCAUCACGUUGCUGGUUUAUGUGCAAAUUUACGUGGUUUUACGGAAGCGAAGAAAACGUGUGAACACCAAACCAAAGCGCAAACUGUGUCAGCGCCCUGAGCCUGAUCUGCCCACCUCCAUAAAGGAGAAGUGCACUCAUCCAGAGGACGUGAGGCUGUGCACCAUGAUUGUUAAAUCUAAUGGGAGUUUUCCUGUCAACAAGAAGAAAGUGAUAUUUAUCAAAGAUGGGAAUGAGGGGGAAGAUCUGGAGUUGGAUGAACUCAACAACAGUGGGGACAGUCAGAAACUCAGGCAGCAGCCCCAGUGCACUCUGGGAGAUACUCCAGCUACAAGCAACCAGAUGCUAAUGCCGAAUAAAGCCAACGCUAGCCCCACCUCAUGCCCAGCUACGCCCCCAGAGGACGGGAGAGCUGAGAAGAAUGGAGAGCGCCCCAAAGAGCUGCUGGCCAAUGCCACUGUGGUGACCAAAGCCGUUCAGACCCAGGCCUUACCCAAUGGCAAAACACAGACCUCUAUCACGACUCUGAGCAAGAGGAAGAUAUCCCAGCAGAAGGAGAAGAAGGCCACUCAGAUGUUAGCCAUUGUUUUAGGUGUCUUCAUCAUCUGCUGGCUGCCCUUCUUCAUCACACAUAUCCUGAAUACCCACUGCACCAAAUGCAAGGUCCCUGCAGAGAUGUACAAUGCCUUCACCUGGCUGGGAUAUGUGAAUAGUGCUGUCAACCCCAUCAUCUACACUACUUUUAAUGUGGAGUUCAGAAAGGCAUUCAUUAAAAUCCUACACUGUUGA
Knipowitschia caucasica is the source of this 993-nucleotide messenger RNA. NCBI's taxonomy places the organism in Eukaryota, Metazoa, Chordata, Actinopteri, Gobiiformes, Gobiidae. The record is from the annotation of a GenBank genome assembly.